This is a messenger RNA of Mandrillus leucophaeus (drill), 715 nucleotides long. RefSeq names its product ADP-ribosylation factor-like 14 effector protein-like (gene ARL14EPL). Lineage: Eukaryota; Metazoa; Chordata; Mammalia; Primates; Cercopithecidae. The coding region runs from base 1 to 459 and encodes 152 amino acids. The record is from RefSeq and is a predicted model, not a curated record. The transcript is spliced from 3 exons.
AUGAGUGAACAAUCAGAGAAAAACAAUUCCAUUCAAGAGGAACACACAGAUCAUAGUUUUCCUGAGAAGAACUGUCAAAUUGGACAAAAACAACUGCAACAAAUAGAGCGGCAGUUAAAAUGCUUGGCAUUUCAAAACCCUGGACCACAGGUAGCAGACUUUAAUCCUGAAACAAGGCAGCAGAAAAAGAAAGCCCGGAUGUCAAAGAUGAAUGAAUAUUUUUCUACAAAAUACAAAGUAAUGAGGAAGUACGACAAAAGUGGCAGGCUCCUUUGUAAUAAUGUUGACCUGUGUGAUUGUCUAGAGAAGAACUGCCUAGGCUGCUUCUACCCAUGCCCCAAGUGUAACUCCAACAAGUGUGGGCCCGAGUGCCGCUGCAACCGACGGUGGGUUUACGAUGCCAUCGUCACCGAGUCUGGAGAGGUCAUCAGCACGCUGCCAUUUAAUGUUCCUGACUAGGUGUUCUUGCAUAUGGAAUGAUUUGUUUCUUCUUCUUAUACAUUUAAGUCAACCUCUUUCUCUUGGGUGAAUUUUAGGGCUUGGGGGAAAUAUUGAAAAAAACAUACUGAAGACUCAUGUUCUGUCAAGCCCCAGAACAAUGUAGAAUGGGCAAUAAUUCUGUAACCUUCUUAACUGUGUCAACAAGUUUCAAGUUCCUUAACUUACAACUGAAGAAUGUAACAAUGGAGGGAUCAGCAUUUCUCAUCAGCACCCU